Molecule: messenger RNA, 1449 nt
Organism: Salvia hispanica
Lineage: Eukaryota; Viridiplantae; Streptophyta; Magnoliopsida; Lamiales; Lamiaceae
Product: transcription factor BC1-like
Biological process (GO): regulation of DNA-templated transcription
Cellular component (GO): nucleus
Molecular function (GO): DNA-binding transcription factor activity; protein dimerization activity
Source: RefSeq, a predicted model, not a curated record
UUUCCUUCUCACCACACAAAUCAAUCAAAACCCCAAUUUUCAAGAAUCUCUCUCCCAUCACUUUCUUCAACCCUAAUUCCAAUCCUCUUUAAUUUUCUCUUCUCUUCUCUUCAUUUUAUUGAAAAUCAUGGCAGCUUUUUCAUCAUCAUUUCACCAUUUCGACGCAUCAUCAUCAUCAUCAGUCUUCCUGGCAAAGACUAACAACUCCUCCUCCUCUUCCACCACCAUUAAUAACAUGUGUGCCCUUUUCCAUGAUCCAAACAAUGCCUUAUUCCACCAUGCCAAUAAUUCCUCUCUGUUAAAUGCUAAGAACAGCAUGGAUUCCUCCUCCAUCUCCGUCGUCACCCAUAAAAACCGCCAAACCCUCGCCCCCAAUUCCAACAACAAGAGGAAAUCCAAUUCUGCCCAAUCCAAGGAUAUGAGAGAAUCAGUGAAAGGGAAGAAGCAGAAGAAAGUGAAAGAAGCAGAAGAGAAGAAAGAAGGUGAAGAAGAUAAAGGUUACAUUCAUGUAAGAGCAAGGAGGGGCCAAGCUACUGAUAGCCACAGUCUUGCUGAGAGGGUGAGGAGGGAGAGAAUAAGUGAGAGAAUGAAGCUACUACAAGCUCUAGUUCCCGGUUGUGACAAGGUAACUGGAAAGGCCCCCAUGUUGGAUGAAAUUAUAAACUAUGUCCAGUCACUCCAAAAUCAAGUUGAGUUUCUUUCAAUGAAGCUUGCAUCUGUGAAUCCCACCUUCUAUGAUUUUGGUAUGGACAUGGAAUUACUGAUGGUAGGACCUGAUAAUCAGAAUUUAAAUAGUUUGGCAUCACCAUUGCCAGCAGGCAUGCAAGAAUGCAGUCCUACAACAGCCAAUACAUAUCCUGUCUUAGAUAAUUCUCUUCUCUCAUAUCAAACCCAAAUUCCAAGUGCUCUACCCCAGGGUGAUAGACAGGUUUUGUGGGAAGUGGAUGAGCAAAGACAGAGAAUUAUUAACCAGUCAGGAAUCAUCAACAACUUGUUUUCUUUCCCAUUGAUGUAAAAACCCAACAUCCUCUGUCCUACUACAACCAUCUGAUGGUUUUGAACAAAGAAAAAGUAGCAAAGGAUAGUAAUUAAAUGAAAGGCUAGGUGGUUAUUCUUGUCUGGCGUAUCAAUUCCAAAUGAGGAGAAGUGGUAAAAGAAAUUCGAAAGCUUAGAGUCAGAAAUGAGUGGAACCGACCAAAUAUCAGCAAAUCUUUCUCUUUUGAGAUCCUUUGUUUCCAACUAAUUUCUGCACCCAUGAUUAAGUUCGUGGGUGUCUAGGAUUUUAGUGAUCAAGAAUAUUGUACUACUAAUAUUGUAAAAUAGCAGGAAUAUUUUUGGAUGUGGAUGUCACUUUUAAUUACUUCCAUUUAUUUUCACAAGAAAUUAUGACUUUGCGGUGAGUCUGUUAUUACAGUUAAUCUUACAGUUAUGGGUUUCUAUUCUUGCCCA